GCACGUCGUCGGGCUCGACGGACUCCGCGAUGUUUCGCCGGACGGCAGCGUCAUUGCUUCUCUUGGGCCUCGCCGCCUUCGCGUCCUCGAGCGACGAGUAUGUCUGCGACGAAACGUUGAGCAGAGGUGCCCGUAGCCCCUGCGUUCAAGAAGUGCAACGAGCGGUCGGAGUCGAGGCGGACGGCAUCUUCGGUCCGGACACCGAGGCGGCGGUCGUGGCGUUCCAAGGGCGUCAAGGUCUGGUUCCUGACGGCAUCGUUAGUCGCCAGACUUGGGCUGCGAUCCGUGCCACCUCCGCGGCGCGGUUACUUCAACGUGGAAUCGACGAUACGAGUGCCGAAGCAUGUCCGACCGGAGAGAUCUCCCCGUGCACUUGCAACGAAUACCUCGAGGGUGUGGAGGUGGAUUGUACGAGAGCCAGGACGAGUGCUGAGAUCUCCUUGGCACUGGAGAGCGCCGAUUGGCCCUCCUCUCGACUCUGGCGAUUCUGGAUGGAGGGUAACACGGGAGUAAAGGAACUGCCCGAAUGGAUCUUUGGCGACCUCUCCUUCGAGCAAAUAAUCGUGCGCGACAGUGCCUUGGAGAGGAUCGAUCCGAUGGCCAUCCUCCCCUUCAAAUCCGAGCUCGUGAACAUCUCCGUUCAUCAUAGCCGCUUGAAGUCGUUUCACUUCGAUAUCAUACCGGAAUUCCCCCGCCUUAAAAGACUCUGGCUCUAUGGUAAUUCGCUGAGCUCAGUUCCGGCCAUUCACAGCAAGAGCCUCGAUAUACUCUGUCUCUCGACAAAUAACAUCAAGAGAGUGGAGCAAGACGGUUGGGCGACUCCCAACGUCACCGAAUUCAACAUUGGUUACAAUCCCUUGUCGGAGUUGCCACUCAGAGUGAUCAAGAGCAUGGAGAAACUGGAAGAGUUCUUUUGUUCUGGGUGCAGUCUGGGACCCACGCUCUCGAGCGGGCUGUUGGAAUUCCGCAGCAAGGCCUUCAAGUGGGUGGUGCUCUGGAGUAACGGCAUCUCUCGAUUGGAGCCAAGAGCCAUCAAAGGUCUCACGGCCGACUCAGAGGUGAUACUCGCUGAAAACAACAUCGCAACAUUGGAUGAAGCCAUCUUCCGCCCCUUGCUGGAGGUGAUGUCCUUGGGAGAGGGCUUCCUGGGUCUCAAGUCCAAUCCUAUUCGGUGUGAUUGCAAUUUGGCUUGGCUGGCGUUCGCUCCUCAAUUACUGAGUAAUAUCCACGAAGCGAAGUGCACCGAUGGGAGAGAUUUGACGGACCCAGGCCUGUUGAAAUUUCUGAAGAAAUGCCGCAACGACACGUUGACGUGUCCGGAACGUCCUCGAUGUCCGACCGGUCUCGCCGGCCUGAGAUGCAUCGAAGCCGAAUAUGCAUGUUUCUGUGAUGAGGGUACUCUCAACACGUACUUCGCUUGUCCGAGAGCCUCUCAAGUGUGCUGCGUCAGCUCCGAUGCACAAAUCCCUCCUUGCCGUGGAUGCGUGGAGGCGAACGGCUGUGAAGCACUCCCCGGCAUUCACCGUGGACACUUCACGAUUCUAUCUUGCCGUGACGGUAGGCGGAGACCUGAUCGAAUAGAAGAGACAUUCAACAACACAGAAUGUUUUCGAGGAGGAAAAUACCAGAUUGGAACUAAAGUGAAAUAUUCCUGCGAUAAAUAUUACUUCCUGAGAGGUCUCCUGGUCCGCACUUGUGGAAAGAAUCAAGAAUGGACGGAGCCUGCCCCCUUCUGCGAACCUGGAUGUGGAAGUAAGAGGGAAGUUCCUAAGUCGGUAAAACGUCCUAUUCACACGAUGCGAGGGAAGGUAGCGCCCAUCGGGGAGUGGCCAUGGCAGGUGGCCAUCUACGAUAAGGAUGAGGAAGUUAUCGAUUGUGGAGGGGCUUUGAUACGAGAACAAUGGGUUCUCACAGCAGCACAUUGCGUCGUGAACUACGAUCCCUACUUCCAAGCCCGAGAUGCGAACGACUUCCUCGUCUAUCUUGGCAAGCACUAUCGGAAUGACUCCAGGGACGAUGGACUCGUGCAGAAGUGUAAGGUGGCACAGGUCUUCCCACACCCCAGGAACAGGCAUCAGAUAUUCCAAGCGGACAUUGCCCUGUUGAAACUCGAGGAACCAGCUAAGCUGACGGAAGGAGUUCAGCUAGUCUGCCUGCCAACCCAGGAAUACCUAUCGCAGCACAAUGUAGAUCACGGAAGGAAAGGAUGGGUGGCAGGUUGGGGUCUCGACGGCUCAAAUUCCCCAUCUCGUGUCUUAAGAAACGUUGAACUUCAAGUCCAAUCUGCACCCAUUUGUUCGCGCUAUACCGAGGAUGUCACAAGACAAUCAUCUAACCUCGUUGACACCCUCUUUUGCGCUGGACAGCUAGGAGAGAAUCAUACAAGUAGGACCCUCUAUUACUCCGUCGCCCCGAGAAUAUUAGAAUAUGAGACGGUAUGCAAGGGGGAUUCGGGGAGUGGUAUGGUCUUCCCUAUUUUCCCUUAUCUGGAGAGAGGUCCCUGGAUCAUUGAGGGAGUAUUGAGCCAUAUAUAUCACAAUGAAAGUCAAAAUUGCUCUGAUCUGCUCCCAGGCCAGUUCGGCGUCUUCACCAAGGUGCAUCGACCUGAUCGAAUAGAAGAGACAUUCAACAACACAGAAUGUUUUCGAGGAGGAAAAUACCAGAUUGGAACUAAAGUGAAAUAUUCCUGCGAUAAAUAUUACUUCCUGAGAGGUCUCCUGGUCCGCACUUGUGGAAAGAAUCAAGAAUGGACGGAGCCUGCCCCCUUCUGCGAACCUGGAUGUGGAAGUAAGAGGGAAGUUCCUAAGUCGGUAACACGUCCGAUUCACACGAUGCGAGGGAAGGAAGCGCCCAUCGGGGAGUGGCCAUGGCAGGUGGCCAUCUACGUUAAGGAUGAGGAAUUGAUCAAUUGUGGAGGGGCUUUGAUACGAGAACAAUGGGUUCUCACAGCAGCACAUUGCGUCGUGAACUACGAUCCCUUCUUCCAAGCCCGAGAUCCGAACGACUUCCUCGUCUAUCUUGGCAAGCACUAUCAGAAUGACUCCAGGGACGAUGGACUCGUGCAGAAGUGUAAGGUGGCACAGGUCUUCCCACACCCCAGGAACAGGCAGCAGAGAUUCCAAUCGGACAUUGCCCUGUUGAAACUCGAGGAACCAGCUAAAUUGACGGAAGGAGUUCAGCUGGUCUGCCUGCCCACCCAGGAAUACCUAUCGCAGCACAAUGUAGAUCACGAAAGGAAAGGACGGGUGGCAGGUUGGGGUCUCGACGGCUCAAAUUCCCCAUCUCGUGUCUUAAGAAACGUUGAACUUCAAGUCCAAUCUGCACUCACUUGUUCGCGCUAUACCAAGGAUGUCACAAGACAAUCACCUAACCUCGUUGACACCCUCUUUUGCGCUGGACAGCUAGGAGAGAAUCAUACAAGUAGGACCCUCUAUUACUCCGUCGCCCCGAGAAUAUUAGGGGGUUUUGAGGAGAGGCAAUUCAAGGUAAAUCGGUUGGGCGACUAUGAGGCAAAUGCGGGGAAGAACCUCACCGGGAACGUGCCACAUGCCGAGCGGUAG
Molecule: messenger RNA, 3560 nt
Organism: Darwinula stevensoni
Lineage: Eukaryota; Metazoa; Arthropoda; Ostracoda; Podocopida; Darwinulidae
Source: the annotation of a GenBank genome assembly